CCCGUGUAGGCAACGAAAGUCUGCGGGCGCGCGCCUGAGCUUUAGCUGUGGCUGUCUGACGUGGCAGAGCUCGCUCCCCGCUGCCUGUUGCCUGUGUCGCCGGCUCCGCUGCAAGUUCCAUACAAGUAGACCGGUGGAGCGCAGGAACGUCACUGCCCGGACAGAUAAUCUGAGAUCCUGCAGCAUCUAAUGAAAGUGUCAUCAGAAUGAGUCAGCAAGGCUAUGUGGCACCUCCUCCUUAUACGCAACCUCAGCCUGGGUUGGCAGGUUAUCCACCAGGCUAUGGGCCUCCUCCCACAUCACCUACUUAUGGACAUUUUGCCAGCCCAAAUAUUGGUUCUCCACCUCCUCAAAUGGGUGGGUUGAAACCUGCCGGACCCUUUGGAUCUUCUGGUCCACUGAACUCUCCACCACCCCCUCAAAAUAAUAUAUAUAAUGGACCAAAUUCAACCACAAACAUGCAAAGGCCUUCUGGACUUCCCAAUACCAGCAACACCUCACCUUCUUACUCGACGUUUGGGCAGCCUCCUUCACAGUUCAACAGUGCACCACCUCCCCAAGUCCAUCAGGUGACCAACCAGCUGAACAACAUGCAAUUAGGCGGCUAUGGUCCCACUUCCACAAGUAACUCUCAGAUGCCACCUAGUUCAGUUAUGCCAGGAAAUUUUCCAUCUCAGCCACUAGCUAUGGUGCCCGGUCCCCACACAUCUCCUCCAUCAGUCAACAGCCUCAAUGGUCUUCCUUCUGAGCCUCUUUUACAUCAUAGCGGUAUGCCAGAUGGAAUUCCUGGACAUCAUCAGUUCCAACCCCAAGUUCCGGGCCAGCCUUCCAAUCUUGGAUAUCCACCACAGAAUUUAAACAGUUAUGGUGCUCAGUUACCUGGACCUCCAACGCCUUACCCUGGUGCAUUUCCUGGAAGCCAGCAACAAAUGUCCGGGCCACCUCAAAAGAAACUCGACCCAGACUCCAUACCUAGUCCAAUACAAGUGAUUGAGAAUGAUAAAGUCAGCAGAGCUGGACAAGUGUAUACUACCAAUAUCAGAGGACAGGUCCCUCCACUCGUCACUACAGACUACACAAUACAAGAUCAAGGGAAUGCCAGCCCACGAUACAUAAGGUGCACAACAUACUGCUUUCCUACUACAUCCGAUAUGGCUAAACAAGCUCAGGUUCCUCUUGCUGCUGUCAUCAAGCCCCUAGCUGUGGUUCCCCCAGAUGAGACUCCUCUUUAUCUUGUGAACCACGGUGAAAAUGGACCGAUCCGCUGCAACCGAUGUAAAGCUUAUAUGUGCCCAUUCAUGCUAUUCAUUGAAGGGGGAAGAAGAUACCAGUGUGGAUUCUGCAACUGUGUCAAUGAAGUCCCUCCAUUCUACUUUCAACAUCUGGACCAUGUUGGCAGAAGAGUGGAUUGCUAUGAAAGGCCAGAGCUAUCUCUGGGAUCUUAUGAAUAUGUUGCUACACUGGAUUACUGCCGAAAAAACAAACCCUCCAAUCCACCAGUUUUCAUUUUCAUGAUAGACGUAUCAUACAGCAACAUUAAAAGUGGUGUUGUUAGACUAAUAUGUGAGGAGCUGAAAACUCUGCUGGAUCACCUUCCAAGGGAGGAGAAUGCAGAGUCAUCGGCUAUUCGUGUGGGAUUUGUCACAUAUGACAAGGUUCUGCAUUUCUACAAUGUGAACAGCAGCCUGGCCCAGCCUCAAAUGAUGGUGGUGACAGACACGGCAGAGGUCUUCCUGCCUCUUCUGGAUGGAUUCCUUGUCAAUUUCAAUGAAUCAAGAUCAGUAAUUCACAACUUGCUUGGACAGAUCCCAGAUAUGUUUGCAGAGACAAAUGAGAGUGAAACGGUCUUUGCUCCGGUUAUCCAGGCUGGUAUGGAGGCAUUAAAGGCAGCAGAAUGUGCAGGCAAGCUGUUCAUCUUCCAUUCAUCACUACCUACAGCAGAAGCCCCAGGAAAACUGAAGAACAGAGAUGACAGAAGGCUGAUUAACACCGACAAAGAAAAGAACCUCUUCCUACCCCAGUCCAACGCAUAUGAAAAUCUGGCAAAGGAAUGUGUUGCCACUGGGUGCUGUGUGGACCUUUUCCUGUUCCCUAAUAAUUACAUUGAUGUGGCAUCAGUGGGUCUGGUGACAAUGCUCACAGGAGGGACACUUUACAAGUAUAACAAUUUCCAGAUACAUACAGAAGGUCAGCAAUUUAUCAGUGACCUCAAGAAAGAUAUUCAGAAAAGAAUAGGAUUUGAUGCAAUCAUGAGAGUCCGUACAAGCACAGGAUUCAGGGCCACUGAUUUCUUUGGUGCUUUAUAUAUGAACAAUACCACAGAUGUAGAAAUGGCUGCCAUUGAUGCCGACAAAGCAGUAACUGUGGAGUUUAAACAUGAUGACAAAUUAAAUGAAGACACAGGAGCAUUGAUUCAGUGUGCUGUUCUGUACACAACCAUCAACGGACAAAGACGCCUAUUGGUUCAUAACAUCAGUCUGAGCUGCAGUCCACAACUUGCAGAUCUAUACAAGAGUUGUGAGACAGACGCCCUCAUAAAUUUCUUUGCUAAAUCAGCUUACAAAGCAACCCUGCAUCACCCUCUGAAGACAGUGCGUGAUGUGUUGAUCAAUCAGACAGCUCACAUGUUAGCAUGCUAUAGGAAGAACUGUGCAAGUCCCUCGGCUGUUAGCCAACUCAUCCUUCCUGAUUCCAUGAAAGUGCUUCCAGUCUACAUGAACUGCUUGUUAAAGAACGAGGUUCUGCUGGGCAACCCAGAGAUUGCCACUGAUGAGCGGGCAUUUCAAAGACAGCUGGUCAUGUGUAUGGAUGUGGCAAGCUCCCAGCUCUUCUUCUACCCAUUGCUUUUACCCUUACAUACGUUGGACGUCAAGAGUGACGCCAUUCCUUCAGCUGUCCGAUGUUCUGAGGAGCGCUUGUCUGAAGGAGGGAUAUUCCUUCUGGCCAAUGGCAUCAGCAUGUUCCUGUGGCUCGGUGUCAGUUCGCCACCAGAAUUCAUCCAAGGGAUAUUUAAUGUGCCUUCCUUUGCACACAUCACAACAGAAGCUACAUCUCUUCCUCAACUGGACAAUUCUCAUUCCAAAAAAUUAAGGGAAAUCAUGGAAUUUAUUCAGAGUAAAAGUUCACACUCAAUGAAGCUUGUCUUGGUGAAGCAGAAGGAUAAGGCAGAGAUGGCUUUCAGACAGCUGCUGGUGGAAGAUAAAGGGCUACUUGGGGGAGCUUCAUAUAUGGAUUUCCUCUGCCUUGUUCACAAAGAGAUCCGCCAGCUCCUUACAUAAUCGCUCCAAGAUGCCUUCCAUGAUACAUCCAUAAACAUGUCAGCAAGCACACUGCAUCCAGCUGCUGCUCGCUAUGGAGUACAAGACACCAUGUGACCACAGUCACAAGUCCAGACCUUUAUUUCAGAAGUGCUCACUUUUCUAAGACCCAAAGACAGAUCCGGCCUCUCCCUGGAAACAGAUAUAUGAACGAUGACUGAAAGGGGAAUACUUGUGUGUGUUUAUCACAAGAAUGCUGUUUGUAUGUAUUUAUGUCCGAAUACGUUUCCUCCAAUCAAUUUGUGAUGCUGUCAUUAGUCAAUACACCGCAAUCCUUCCAAUAAUCUUCCCUGUGCAUUGUUACAAGUAAGCACAAGUAUGUAAACAUCUGAUAUUUAGAUCAGAACUUGUCAUAUCAGAAAAUCAGGGAAUUAUGAUUUUGUAAUCACUAUUAAAAGGUGACUUUGAAGAUUUUUAACCUU
Molecule: messenger RNA, 3739 nt
Organism: Nanorana parkeri
Lineage: Eukaryota; Metazoa; Chordata; Amphibia; Anura; Dicroglossidae
Gene: SEC24D
Product: SEC24 homolog D, COPII coat complex component
Exons: 23
Coding region: 207-3278 (1023 amino acids)
Biological process (GO): endoplasmic reticulum to Golgi vesicle-mediated transport; COPII-coated vesicle cargo loading; intracellular protein transport
Cellular component (GO): endoplasmic reticulum exit site; COPII vesicle coat
Molecular function (GO): SNARE binding; zinc ion binding
Source: RefSeq, a predicted model, not a curated record